GGGCGGGCCGGCGCAGGCGCAGUGUGGGAGCACGCCGAGCGCGGGAAGCGCCCUGCAUUGGUGCUGCUACCCCACCGGUGCUGCUCCUCGUCACCUUUCCUCAGUCGUGGAGCUUCGAUAGGUAAAGGAAAAAAUGCCUGCUACACAGAAGCCGAUGAGAUAUGGGCACACAGAGGGACACACAGAUGUCUGUUUUGAUGAUUCUGGGAGUUGUAUUGUAACUUGUGGAAGUGAUGGUGAUGUGAGGAUUUGGGAAGACUUGGAUGAUGAUGAUCCUAAGUCCAUUAAUGUUGGAGAAAAAGCAUAUUCAUGUGCUUUGAAGAAUGGGAAAUUGGUCACUGCAGUAUCUAACAAUACUGUUCAAGUGCACACGUUUCCUGAAGGAAUUCCAGAUGGUAUAUUGACUCGCUUCACCACAAAUGCAAACCAUGUGAUCUUUAAUGGGGAUGGUGCAAAAAUUGCUGCUGGAUCUAGUGAUUUUCUAGUCAAAGUUGUGGAUGUGGUGGAUUGCAGCCAACAGAAAACAUUUCGAGGACACGAUGCACCUGUUUUAAGUCUUUCCUUUGACCCUAAGGACAUCUUUCUGGCAUCAGCUAGUUGUGAUGGAUCUGUCAAGGUGUGGCAAAUUUCAGAUCAGACAUGUGCUAUUAGUUGGCCACUGCUGCAAAAAUGCAAUGAUGUGGUAAAUGCAAAAUCAAUCUGCAGACUUGCUUGGCAGCCAAAAAGUGGGAAGUUACUAGCAGUUCCUGUGGAAAAAUCUGUUAAGCUAUAUAGAAGAGAAACUUGGAGUAAUCAAUUUGAUCUUUCAGAUAAUUUCAUCUCUCAGACCCUAAAUAUAGUAACCUGGUCUCCUUGUGGACAAUAUUUAGCUGCAGGGAGUAUUAAUGGUUUAAUUAUAGUUUGGAAUGUGGAAACCAAAGAUUGCAUGGAAAGGGUGAAACAUGAGAAAGGUUAUGCAAUUUGUGGCCUGUCAUGGCAUCCUACUUGUGGUCAAAUAGCUUAUACUGAUGCAGAAGGAAAUCUAGGAGUCCUGGAGAAUGUUUGUGACCCCAGUGGAAAGAUGUCAAGCAGUAAGGUAUCUAGCAGAGUAGAAAAGGAUUAUAACGAUCUUUUUGAUGGAGAAGAUACAAGUAGUGCCGGUGAUUUUCUAAAUGACAAUGCAGUCGAAACCCGCUCUUUUUCAAAAGGGAUUAUAAAUGAUGAGGAAGAUGAUGAUGACCUCAUGCUGGCUUCAGGUCGUCCUAGACAGCGAAGUCAUAUCCUAGAAGAUGAUGAAAACUCAGUUGAUGUUACAAUGAUAAAAACUGGUUCUAGUUUUCUCAAAGAAGAGGAGGAAGAUGAUCAGGCAGGCAGCAUUCACAAUCUACCAGUUGUAACAUCCCAAAGGCCAUUUUAUGAUGGUCCUAUGCCAACGCCCCGGCAAAGGCCAUUCCAGUCAGGUUCUACACCCUUGCAUCUCACUCACAGAUUCAUGGUGUGGAACUCUAUUGGAAUUAUUCGCUGCUAUAAUGAUGAGCAAGACAAUGCCAUAGAUGUGGAGUUCCAUGAUACCUCCAUACACCAUGCAACACACUUAUCAAACACUUUGAAUUACACAGUAGCAGAUCUUUCCCAUGAAGCUGUUUUGCUGGCAUGUGAAAGCACUGAUGAACUAGCAAGCAAGCUUCACUGCCUGCACUUUAGUUCAUGGGAUUCAAGCAAAGAGUGGAUAGUAGACAUGCCUCAGAAUGAAAACAUUGAAGCCAUAUGUCUUGGUCAGGGAUGGGCUGCUGCUGCCACUAGCGCCUUGCUCCUUCGCUUGUUUACCAUUGGAGGUGUUCAAAAAGAGGUCUUCAGUCUCCCUGGGCCUGUUGUGUCAGUGGCAGGACAUGGAGAACAGCUUGUCAUUGUUUAUCACAGAGGUACAGGAUUUGAUGGGGAUCAGUGCCUUGGAGUUCAACUGCUAGAGCUGGGGAAGAAGAAAAAACAAAUUUUACAUGGGGAUCCUCUUCCUCUUACAAGGAAAUCCUACCUUGUGUGGGUUGGCUUUUCAGCUGAAGGUACCCCAUUUUAUGUGGAUUCAGAAGGCAUUGUUCGAAUGCUUAACAGAGGACUUGGUCAUACGUGGACUCCUGUAUGUAACACCAGAGAACACUGCAAAGGAAAAUCUGAUCACUACUGGGUGGUUGGUAUCCAUGAAAAUCCCCAGCAACUGAGGUGUAUUCCUUGCAAAGGUUCUCGAUUUCCUCCCACCCUUCCACGCCCUGCGGUAGCUGUAUUAUCCUUUAAGCUUCCUUACUGUCAGACUGCCACAGAGAAAGGACAAAUGGAGGAACAGUACUGGCGUUCAGUUACGUUUCACAACCACCUUGAUUAUUUAGCUAAAAAUGGUUAUGAAUAUGAAGAGAGCACUAAAAAUCAAGCAAUAAAAGAACAACAGGAACUUUUAAUGAAAAUGCUUGCGCUUUCUUGUAAACUGGAGAGGGAAUUUCGUUGUGUGGAACUUGCUGAUCUAAUGACUCAAAAUGCUGUGAAUUUAGCCAUUAAAUAUGCUUCUCGUUCUCGGAGAUUAAUACUGGCCCAGAGACUUAGUGAACUGGCUGUAGAGAAAGCAGCAGAAUCGGCAGCCACCCAAGCUGAAGAAGAGGAAGAAGAAGAAGAGGAUUUCAGAAAAAAGUUGAAUGCUGGUUACAGUAAUACUCCUACAGAGUGGAGUCAGCCAAGGCUCAGAAAUCAAGUUGAAGAAGAUUCAGAGGAUACUGGAGAAGCUGAUGAUAUAGAAGAAAAACCAGAAAUACACAAACAUGGAGAAAACCCAUUUUUCAAAAGUGUAAAUUCCUCUGAUAUGCCAGCUAUUAAGUCAGGUGCAGUUACCUCUAGCAACCAAGGACGAAUAAACCCCUUCAAGGUAUCAGGCAAUUCCAAAGAGCCAUCCAUUUCAGUGAAUUCAGUACGUUCAACUAAUAUUUUAGACAAUAUGAACAAAUCAUCCAAGAAAUCUACUGCACUUAAUCGAGCUACAAAUUAUGAAAAGUCUCCAGUUAUAAAGCCUCUGGUUCCAAAACCAAAGUCUAAGCAGGCAUCUGCAGCAUCCUUUUUCCAGAAAAGAACUUCCCAAGCUGAUAGGACUGAGGAAGUAAAAGAAGAAAAUCCUAAAAAUCCAUCACCUGAAACCCCAGCUAUGUGUCCUCAAAACACUGAAAAUCAAAGGCCAAAGACCGGGUUCCAGAUGUGGCUGGAAGAAAACAGAUGUAAUAUUUUGUCUGACAAUCCUGACUUUUCAGAUGAAGCAGACAUAAUAAAAGAAGGAAUGGUUCGAUUUAGAGUAUUGUCAACUGAAGAAAGGAAGGCAUGGGCUGCCAAGGCCAAAGGAGGAACUGCAAGUGAUGGAGCUGAAGAAAAGAAACGAAAACGUGUGGUCGAGGAUAGUCACGAAACUGAAAACCAGAAAGAAAGAACGAAGGAGAAUCUGAAUUUGCCUAAAAAGCAAAAACCUUUAGAUCUUUCUACAAAUCAGAAACUGUCAGCUUUUGCAUUUAAUCAGGAAUAGAGUAAGGAAGUGAACUUAGGAAAGUAAUGGAUUUUUUACUCAUCUUUGAUGAAUCCAGACCUUUUAAAAAAAUCUUUAGGAAACUCUUUAUAUAUUUUUAAAAGAGUUUAAAGACUGCUGUUUGUCUUUAUAAGAUAAUGUAGUAAUUAUAUUGGUGUAGGUAGCAGGGCAUCUGUAAAAACUAUCAUGUCUUCAGAUUACUUUGUCCCCAAAUGGAGGGCCAUUCAGAAGCAUUGUGGUCAUGGUCACUGACUGGAGGCCACUGUCAUGUCCUAUUGGAAGCUGAUUUGAUUUUGUUUCUUACCUUCAAAAUCAUCAAAGCCAAGGUCUUAAAACCUCUGAGCAUUGAAGUACCUUGUAGGGUUUUCCUUGUUUGGUUCAUGUCAUGUACUGGGAAGUACUACAGAAGUCCUCUUCCCAAGUGUGUUACCAUAGACUGCUCUCUAUGUCUAUACUGGCCCCAGGGGACCAUGUAUUUUUUUUAUAUGGGCCGUAAACAUGUAAAUAAUUUUGUAGAUGAGACCUUUUGUUUGUUUUGGCAGUUUCUUCAUAUAUUACUUUUAAUUAUUUGUGUAGCCUUUUUUUUUAAAUAAAACUUUCACAUUUCCAUAUUUAGCUUGA
Messenger RNA from Balaenoptera acutorostrata (minke whale), 4150 nucleotides. RefSeq names its product WD repeat and HMG-box DNA binding protein 1 (gene WDHD1). Bases 134 to 3529 code for a protein of 1131 amino acids. NCBI's taxonomy places the organism in Eukaryota, Metazoa, Chordata, Mammalia, Artiodactyla, Balaenopteridae. The transcript is spliced from 26 exons. Gene Ontology annotation, biological process: mitotic cell cycle; DNA-templated DNA replication; DNA repair. Gene Ontology annotation, molecular function: chromatin binding; protein binding. The record is from RefSeq and is a predicted model, not a curated record. Gene Ontology annotation, cellular component: nuclear replication fork.